This is a messenger RNA of Aplysia californica (California sea hare), 594 nucleotides long. Its product is annotated as lectin ADEL. The coding region runs from base 26 to 511 and encodes 161 amino acids. The record is from RefSeq and is a predicted model, not a curated record. NCBI's taxonomy places the organism in Eukaryota, Metazoa, Mollusca, Gastropoda, Aplysiida, Aplysiidae. The transcript is spliced from 3 exons.
GACGUGUGAAAUCUUGACAGUCAUCAUGAAGCUGCUUUGUGUUGCUGCCUGCCUUGUGCUGCUCGUAGCAGCCGCCCACGGAUGUGUCAACGCUCCCCCUCGUUGUGCUCUCGUGAAGAUGGAGAGCUGGGGCUGGAAGUUCUUCAGUAAGCCCCUGCUGCCCGCUGCCUGGAUCACCUCUGUGUCGGUGGAGAAGGACUUCAGUGGAGGCUACUGCAAGCCUGCCUCCGGCUACGGUUUCUCUACCAACGAGCUGUGGGUAGCUCAUGGCUGUCGUGGUCUGCUCAAAGUUUGUGCAGUGGCAAACAAAUGUGUGACAAAAACCCUGAACAGCAACAACUACGCGUUCGCCUCUGAGCAAAUCGAAAACGCCUGCUACGUGUCGUCCAUGGUGAUCAAGACCAGACAGGGACCGCCCUGCGUGGCUGACGUCAACUACGGUUUCACCGGACCCUACGUCUGGGUCAAUGGAGGCUGCCGCGCCGAAUUUACCGUCUGCUACGUGCAGUGACGUCAUCGUCCUCCCCAUCACGUGAUCCAUGAACCAAUCAAUGAAUGAUGAAUAAAUGAAUAACUCUUUAUUUAUCCCAUUAA